AAUAUUAUACUUGGCAUUAUUAGUCAGUUAAAGCCUGGAAUGGACCUUUCAAAGAUAACUUUACCUACGUUUGUUCUUGAGCCAAAAAGUAUGCUUGAACGGAUUACAAAUUUUAUGUGUCAUCCAGAGCUUCUUUUAGAUAUUCCUUUCAUUGAUGAUCCUAUUGAGCGUUUUAUUGGAAUUUGUAGAUUUUAUCUUAGUGGAUGGCAUAUUCGGCCAAGAUCAGUUAAAAAGCCAUUAAAUCCUAUUCUUGGUGAACAUUUUACUUGCAAAUGGGAAUUCCCAGACAAAUCUGAGGCCUUAUAUAUUGCGGAACAAGUCAGCCAUCAUCCACCUAUUUCUGCAUAUUUUUAUAUGAGCCCUGAAAACAAUGUUAGAAUAGAUGGAGUUUUGAAGCCUAGAUCUAAAUUUUUGGGAAAUAGUGCAGGAACAAUUAUGGAAGGAAAAGCCAUUUUGACAUUUAUUAAUAGGAACGAGGAAUAUAUUCUUACACAACCAAAUAUGUAUGCAAGAGGGAUAUUAUUUGGGCGAUUAAGGUUUGAACUUGGUGACCAUAGUUAUAUUAAAUGUAAUAAAAAUGAUCUUAUUGCUGAUAUCGAAUUUAAAACAAAAGGAUUUUUAUCAGGAACUUACAAUGUAAUAUUAGGAAAAAUCAAAUAUGAAAGUAAUGGAGAAGUUUUAUAUGAAAUUUCGGGAAAAUGGGAUGAGGAAAUGACCAUUAAAAAUGUUAAGACUGGAAAGAGAGUAGUAUUAUUUGACGCUACAAAUUCUACAUAUACCCAACCAAUUGUUAGACCGGAAUAUGAGCAAGAAGAUCGUGAAUCCCGAAAAUUAUGGAGCAAAGUUAUUGAUGCAAUUAUUCGUAAUGAUCAAGAUACUGCAACAGAAGCUAAAUCUGCUAUUGAGGAUCUUCAACGUGAAGAACAGAGAUUGCGUGAAGCUAAAGGUGAGAAAUGGAUUCCGAGAUUUUUUGAAAAAACAGAAACAAAUGAUUAUAUUUUGAAGACAAAAAUAAAUUGGACAACACCUGAAGAUAUUAAAAAGCAAAUUGAGAAUAUUAUUACAAUAUCUGAAAAAAGAAAACCUUCAAAUGAUUGUAACGAAUCUUUUGAAUCUGAUAAAGUAUUUCAUACUUCACAGAUGAAAGUAUCAUCUCCGUCAUCUUUUUUUACUCAAAAAGUCUCUGAUGAUGAUGAUUUUCAUGAUGCUAUAGACUGUCUUUCUAUUAUUAAUACUAAUUUAUAGGAUGUUAAUACAUAUAUAUUUAAUUUAUAUAUUAUUAAAAGUGAA
Messenger RNA from Pneumocystis carinii B80, 1290 nucleotides. RefSeq lists its product as hypothetical. Gene Ontology annotation, cellular component: cytosol; membrane; cortical endoplasmic reticulum. Lineage: Eukaryota; Fungi; Ascomycota; Pneumocystomycetes; Pneumocystales; Pneumocystaceae. The transcript has 7 exons. Gene Ontology annotation, molecular function: sterol binding. The coding region runs from base 40 to 1245 and encodes 401 amino acids. The record is from RefSeq and is a predicted model, not a curated record.